AUGGAUGCUACUCGGAUUGCCCAUAUUUAUUUCAAGGAAAUUGUGUGUCUACAUGGUGUCCCCCAAUCAAUCGCUUUUGACCGUGACUCCAAGUUCAUGAGUCAUUUCUGGAGGAGCUUGUGGGACAAACUAGGGACGAAGUUGAACUUUAGUAGCAACUACCAUCCCCAAACAGAUGGUCAGACAGAGGUGGUGAAGUUGUCCAUUCAAGAGAGUAAUUCCAAGCACAAGGCUCAGGCAGAUAGUCAUCGUCGUCAGGUACUCUUUGGUGUUGGUGAUCUUGUGUGGGUAGUAUUAACACGUGAUCAUUUUCCAGUUGGGGAGUAUAAUAAACUUAAGGAGCGAAAGAUUGGACCGUGUGAAGUGCUCCAGAAGAUCAAUGAUAACGCUUACAGGUUGCGUCUUCCCAGCCAUUUGAAGACUUCCUAUGUCUUUAAUGUGAAACAUCAAAGUCUAUGUUUUGUGGAGUCUGAUAAAGCUAAUGUGAACUUGAGGGUGAGUUCUUUCCAACCCGAGGCGACUGAUGCAGGAGGAUUCGAGUCGAGUGACGUUGAUCUGUCAAAUAGUUUGUUGAUGACGUUAGAGAAUCCGGAUUGA
Molecule: messenger RNA, 597 nt
Organism: Olea europaea var. sylvestris
Lineage: Eukaryota; Viridiplantae; Streptophyta; Magnoliopsida; Lamiales; Oleaceae
Exons: 3
Coding region: 1-597 (198 amino acids)
Biological process (GO): DNA integration
Molecular function (GO): nucleic acid binding
Source: RefSeq, a predicted model, not a curated record